AUGCCGAAAAGAAUUAAUAAUCAAGAAAACAAAAAUCAUAAAUUUUUGCCGUACUUAGUUAAAGACUUCAAUUGUGACGGUCAAUAUAUUAUUAUCACUUUUUAUUUAUCUGAGGGAAGUUUCGUCGUACUUUCUGAUUUCGUGUUUCCAACCGUGGAGCAAGUACUAAAACAAUGCAAAAAAAGUGCAAAGCGUGCACCAAACUCGUUCAUAAUUUUCCGGAUGUUUUUUAAUCAGUCCGUUAAAUACGUUCCUCCUUCCAAUGUGGGCAGAGUUAGUCAGAUUGCCAAGUCAGUUUGGGCAGUAGUAUCAGAAGAUUUAAAAAAAGCUUUCAUUUUAUUAGAAGGAAAAGUUAAAGAUUGUUUAAGAAAAACUCGAGCUCCCUCAUUUAUAAUGCAUCAUGGCAAUGAUCGUAAUCGUAAAAUUAGACGAUUUUCUACUUCUUCUUUUUCAUCACAUGAAUUAAAUGAACCAUUGAAUAAGAAUACUCCUUCAUUGGAUUUUAAUGAUAUUACCCCAACUUCAGAACUUCCAGAAAGCUACACCUAUAACUAUGAGCCUCCAACAUUUCCUCCUUUCAUGCCUUUCAUGGAGAAUUUUCAAGAAUUUGAGGUUCCUGCUGAAAGUAGUAAAGAUCCAAAUUCUUUACAAUUUACAUUACCUGAACAAUAUUUACUUGGAUUUACCACAUCUAACUGGAACCCUCCGGGAAUAUACUUUGAAAAUUUAGAAUUAUUGAAUCUAUUUGUAAAUGAUACGAAUACUACAAUUAAUUAUGACGAUUCCACAAUGACGAAUGAACCUUUUUUAUAUGAAAGAGAAACGACAGAUACAGGAACAUUUAUGAGAAAUGAUCAAAUUGAUCAAAUUGGUCAAAUUGGUCAAACUCAUGUAGAAAUUUCGUCGGAUGAUACAUUUGAUUUUACUGAGUUUUGUUCGUUACUUGAUUAUGAAGAAAUAUGUAAUUUGGAUUUUGGUUAUUGUAACCGCCAAUUCUAA
Rhizophagus irregularis DAOM 181602=DAOM 197198 is the source of this 999-nucleotide messenger RNA. RefSeq lists its product as uncharacterized. The record is from RefSeq and is a predicted model, not a curated record. NCBI's taxonomy places the organism in Eukaryota, Fungi, Glomeromycota, Glomeromycetes, Glomerales, Glomeraceae.